AAAAAUUAACUACGUAGACAAAAUUUUUGCAUCUAAAAAAAUAUGCAUCAUCCAGAUGAAAAAAUACUUGUCAUUUAAAGUACAUAUGCCUGAGUGAUCCUACACUUCUUUUUUUUUAAAUAGACACGAAUCAAACAUUAUUUUAUAUUGUGUACUUAAUAUUUCGACAAUGACCGUGAAUUCUCUAGGUCAAGUUGAUUUUUCAUAAUCAUCCGUACUCGUAGACGUUUUUGUGCCGACGCGACGUAUGAAGUUAAUGAAUCAGGUUUCGCGGAGUUUCCCCUCCGAAUUCCAUAAACAAAUAUACUUAAUCUCAAAUGAAGUCGAGAGUUGUCGGUUGCAAUGUGUACACCAUAUCUACGUACCUAUUACGAAUACAUUCAGACUACGAAUAGAAUUCGUGAAGUGAUAACGUAAUAAUUUCGGGACAGUAGGUCUAGGUCUAGAUACUUUAUAACCAUUAAAAUGGAAAAAUUCGCCAAUAAAGUCGCUAUUGUGACCGGAAGUAGCUCUGGUAUAGGAUCAGCGAUUACCACUGAAUUGGUUAAACAUGGAGUUAUCGUCGUCGGUGUAGCUAGAAGAAUCGAUAGAUUGAAGAAAAUUGCUGAUGACUUGAAUGAGCCUGGAAAGGCAGCUAGAUUUCAUCCUUUAAAAUGUGAUGUGACGGUUGAAAGUGAAAUUGAAAAAUCAUUUAAAUGGAUUACGUCUGAAAUCGGUCCUGUUGCCAUACUGGUAAAUAAUGCUGGGGCGUUGAAACCAUCUCUUCUCAAAGAUGUUACUGCUGAAAUGAUAUCUCAAGUAUUUGACACGAAUGUGAAAGCAGCCAUGCUAUGGGCGAAAUUGGCGGUUGAGAGUAUGACAAAAAAUUCAAUCGAAGGUCAUAUAAUCAACAUAAAUAGUGUGGCUGGCCAUGUGUUACUAAGUUACAAGCCUAAUCCACUUCAAGUUUAUAGCGCUUCAAAAUUCGCUCAAAGAGCUUAUUCUGAAGCACUACGAAGGGAGCUCGUCAGCCAAAAUGCGGACAUCAAAGUUACAAACUUGAGCCCGGGAGCUACUCUUACUGAAAUGAUGACAGAAUUUGAAUCAAGUGCAGGAUCAUUACCGGAUAAAAAAAUUUUGGCUCCUAAAGAUAUCGCUAAUGCUUGCAUUUAUGUUUUGAGUACUCCUUCAAACGUAUUGGUAUCCGAACUCUCCAUAAUGCCUCUUCAUCAAGACCUAUGAUAAAAUUCUCAUUAUAAUAAAUUCAUAAGUAUAUCCGCCUAAGUAGGUAUUUAUCUACUAACCUAAUUUGUAAAAUAAUUAAUCGAAUGAAAUAAACAUUUUUAUAACAUGA
Messenger RNA from Planococcus citri (citrus mealybug), 1333 nucleotides. Its product is annotated as farnesol dehydrogenase-like. The transcript has 6 exons. The record is from RefSeq and is a predicted model, not a curated record. Lineage: Eukaryota; Metazoa; Arthropoda; Insecta; Hemiptera; Pseudococcidae. Bases 466 to 1221 code for a protein of 251 amino acids.